Neogale vison (American mink) is the source of this 1707-nucleotide messenger RNA. Its product is annotated as UL16-binding protein 3-like. The coding region runs from base 210 to 1142 and encodes 310 amino acids. Gene Ontology annotation, biological process: antigen processing and presentation of endogenous peptide antigen via MHC class Ib; positive regulation of T cell mediated cytotoxicity; antigen processing and presentation of endogenous peptide antigen via MHC class I via ER pathway, TAP-independent. Lineage: Eukaryota; Metazoa; Chordata; Mammalia; Carnivora; Mustelidae. The record is from RefSeq and is a predicted model, not a curated record. Gene Ontology annotation, cellular component: external side of plasma membrane. The transcript is spliced from 5 exons.
UCCAUUGAAUCUGCAGCUGCGUCCGACGGGCCCCUUCGCUCAGCAGUUCCGCUCAGCGGAGACACUGCCUGGGGCUGGGUCCUCGGCCGCUUCGUCUGCCUCUCCCGCCUCCGUCCGCUCGAGUUCUCUCGCCUCUGCCUCAAGUGUAAGAAGGGAAAGUUGGGCGACACUGAGCAGUUUCUCCCGGACAGAGGUCCAGUCCCGCUAGGAUGAGAGACAGGUGCCCUCUCGCGCAGCCCCGGCCCGGCCACAGGAAGCACGUUCUGCCUCCCGGCCCGCGGGUUCCUUCAGAAGCCACUCGGCGCCUGACCUGGGACUCCCCCCGGCUCGGGGCCGCGAUGGGACCCACGGCCGCCACCAAGUUCACGGGGCGCUUGCCGCUCCUGUUGCUGCUGCUGCUGCUGCUGCUGCUGCUGCGCGGGAUCGCAGCGGCGCCCUCGGGGUUGGGCGUGGGCGCGACGCUCGGCGGAGAUGCUCUGUCGCUUUCCUACCAUUCCUUCAUCACAUCUCAGGCCAGGCCUGGACAACCAUGGUGUGAGGUUCAAGGCCAGAUCAAUGGCAAAACAUUUUUUUCCUAUGACUGUCAGACCAAGGAGUUCAAACCCAUUGGUCCUCGGGGGAUGAAGCUGAAGGACAGAGUAUUUUGGCAGAAACAGGAGGAAACUGUGGAACUCCUGGUGGAAGAGCUCAGAAAGAAACUGCUGGACAUCAAUGCAGAGAAUUUCACUAAGAGCCGGACAGGUUCUCUCACCAUGCAGGGCAGGCUCAUGUGUGAGCGUGGGGCCGAUGGACACACCAGAGCAUCCUGGCAGUUUUGCUUCAAUGAGCCGAUAACCUACCUCUUUGACCCGAAGAACAGAAAGUGGACAGUGGAUCCUUCUGGAGGCCAACAGGUUAAGGACAUGUUGGAUGAUGACAGAGAGCUGACCAUGCUGCUCGUGAGGACCUCAAACGGAGACUGUCAGAGCUGGCUCCAGCAAGUGUGGGAGCACCGGGAUGAAACGCAGGAGACCACAGUGCCACCAACCAUGCGACAAGACACGGCCCCGGGCAGGGCCAGCGCCAUCAGACCCGGCACCUGGAUCUUCCCCCUGCUCAUCAGCUGUGUGGUCAUACUUGGCAUCCGCGUUGGAGACCAUUAGAUGGACAGGCUGCCAAGGCCACCAAGAAACCCCUGAGAGUGGCACCAGCUCAGCGACUCUGCCUCUGGGCCAGGUGCCUUUGGAUGAGCUGCUGUUCAUCAUUAGACGACCACCAGCAUUUUCAAGUUUACAGAUCCAGAGACCUCAGUCCAACCACGGGGUGCAGGACCACGAACCUCUCAUACCCCUUCUUGCAUUUGGUGGCUCUCCUGUUGAGCACUUUCCACCGGCAUAUUUUAUGCCAUUUUCUGUCGGUGCUAAGUGAUGGAACUCUUGCACUGAAAUGUUUAAGUACUUGACCGGGGACUCUCAAUGAAGAGAACGUUCUCCAUCUUGUCCUUUGCUUGUGCAAUAUUGGAUUUUUCUCUGUAAGAUAACCAUGUCCUUGCGGACAAUAUCACCAAGAAGAUAUUGUUUGAAGUUAUGGAAACUCAGGGAUUUUUUUCUAUGUACUGAGAAGGAAGCUCAUGGACUUUUAAAUAGAAUGACGUAUGUGUGAUUAUUUUCCUCAGUAAAUUAUGCCCGGGUACGUAUAUUUAAAUAAAUAUUAUCUCUACUAUAAAAA